AUGGCAAUCAACUUCAAACUCUCAUUCAUCCUCUCACUAGUUCUUCUGGUCUCUGCAUUGGCCUUCUCAACUGCGGCCGAAGCCGAGGGCUCAAAGGCCCCGAAGAAAAAUAUCAACGUGGUGGUAGAAGGCAUGGUAUAUUGUCAGAGUUGCAAGCAAAUAGGGUCAUGGAAGGUGUCGCAUAACAACCCUAUAUACGACGCUUCUGUCAGCGUCUUCUGCAGAGGCGACGAUAAUGGAGGCGUCAAUUAUUACAAAACGUUCAAUACAAAUACGGAGGGGUAUUUUUAUGCUGAAUUGAAAGGAUUCAAGAUUAGUGAGGACAGUCUAGACGUGCCGAUUAAUUCGUGUUAUGUCAGAGUUGUUUCGUCGCCUAAUGUCUAUUGCAACUAUCCGACAAAUGUGGAUUAUGGAUUUAGUGGUCUGGGAAGCCCUCUAAAGUACGAAAACAAGACCAUUUCCUACAAAGAUCGCUACAAGGCUGUGGUUUAUGCUGCUGGUCCUUUGGCUUUUCGUCCCGUGGAUUGUUCUCCUUUCGCCAAAAAACCCUAA
Molecule: messenger RNA, 552 nt
Organism: Daucus carota subsp. sativus
Lineage: Eukaryota; Viridiplantae; Streptophyta; Magnoliopsida; Apiales; Apiaceae
Product: non-classical arabinogalactan protein 30
Exons: 1
Coding region: 1-552 (183 amino acids)
Source: RefSeq, a predicted model, not a curated record